CUAUAGAUUAGUCUGUGUUCCUACCUCAUCGUUAUUUCCUAUAAAAUAUCAACUAAAAAUCCUGUAGUUUAAGGUAUAACUUGUUGACACUUCAUUUUUAGUAGAUGUUCAAAAUUUUACUUGUGAAAUUCAAACUAAAAAUCAAAUACAAAGACUUGAUUUGAAUGCAAACGAGUAAAAUAGCCCAUAAUUAUCGUCGUCGGUGAUCUUUCAAUUUCAAUUUCACGCGAUCUUCUUCUCAACUCGUUGAUGUAAAUUUAAAGUAACGUCAUAACAGGUGUUUGCAUUUUAGAGGGGGAGGGAAAUUAUAAACCAAAAAAAUCAAACCCCAUGUUCUUUCAUCAACUGUUUAACCAAGAUAUGAAGUAAUUCAAUUCUCUCCAUCUUUGAUCAGACUUUCAGCCGCCGCCGGAAGUUGAAUCGUGGUGGCUGUGACCGGACGCCCGAUCGUCAGAUCUAACAAUGCUUUUGCUUCCCGGAAUUUUAUAAUUAAGGGUUAGGUUUCAAAUGAUGAAAAACGGGACAAUCGAGUGCAGCUUCUGCCAUUCCAAAUUGGUAAAUCCAUCUUCAAAAUCGAUCUCAAGGGCUUAUGAUAGGCGUCAGAGUAAACUCUCAAAGAAGCAUCGAGCUCUUAAUGUUCUCUUGGUAGUUGGUGACUGUAUGUUAGUUGGAUUACAGCCGAUUUUGGUGUACAUGUGUAAGGUGGAUGGGAAGUUCAAUUUUAGCCCCAUUAGUGUGAAUUUUUUGACAGAAGUUGCAAAGGUUAUCUUUGCACUUGUUAUGCUUUUAAUACAGGCUAGAAAUCAGAAGGUUGGAGAGAAGCCACUUCUUUCAGUCUCCAAUUUUGUACAGGCAGCUCGCAACAAUGUGCUUCUUGCCAUUCCUGCCCUUCUCUAUGCUAUCAAUAAUUAUCUUAAGUUCACAAUGCAGCUGUAUUUUAAUCCAGCAACUGUGAAAAUGUUGAGCAAUCUUAAGGUUUUGGUAAUUGCUGUUUUGUUGAAGAUGAUUAUGAAGCGAAGAUUUUCCAUAAUUCAGUGGGAAGCUCUUGCUCUUUUGCUUAUUGGAAUUAGCAUAAAUCAAUUGAGUUCUUCACCUAAGGGAACUACUUCAAUGGGUGUUUCAAUAUCAAUGGGUGCAUAUAUUUGCACAUUUAUUUUUGUAACUGUUCCAUCUAUGGCAUCAGUCUUCAAUGAAUAUGCACUCAAGAGUCAAUAUGACACAAGCAUUUAUCUUCAGAAUCUAUUCUUAUAUGGAUAUGGUGCAAUAUUCAACUUCCUAGGGAUCCUUGGAACUGUUGUAAUCAAAGGUCCUGAAAGCUUUGAUAUUCUUCACGGACAUUCAAAAGCCACCAUGUUUUUGAUAAUAAACAAUGCAGCACAAGGGGUAUUAUCGUCUUUUUUCUUCAAAUAUGCCGAUACAAUUUUGAAAAAAUAUUCCUCAACAGUUGCCACGAUCUUCACAGGCUUUGCAUCCGCAGCUUUAUUUGGACACACGCUUACUAUUAAUUUUAUUCUAGGAAUUUCCAUUGUUUUUAUAUCAAUGCAUCAGUUCUUUUCACCUCUUUCUAAAGUCAAAGAGGAAGAAGAUGGAGUGUUGAAGUUGGAAACGUUUAAGAAGAAUGAGAGGUCAAGGGAUUCGUCUUUUAUUAAUAUCGCGGCAGGGGCUAACGAUGAGGUUCUUCUUCGAGUUGGAUCUGAGGAAAGACAGCCACUUCUUCCUACUUGAAUUCAUAUAAAAAGUUUCUUGUUCAAAGUAUUUUUGUGGUGAGGAAGAAAAGAUAUAUGAAGAAAUAUAAUGAACGAUGAAAAUUGAAAUCCCAUUUAUUGUACCUUUUCAUGGGAUUUGAUUAGAAACUUGGUUUAUAGAGGUCAAAUACAAUAAAUAGUUUUCGAUUGAGAAAGAGUAAAAUAUCGGCUUUGUUUUGAGAAAAAUGUUUUGGCAACAUGUUUGUCAUAUUUAUGAGUCUAUUUUUUUAAAUGUUAAUAGUUAAUAGGGAUAAGAUCAUAAUUAGUUACUAAAAUUAUAAUUGUGUUCAUUU
Messenger RNA from Lactuca saligna, 2038 nucleotides. NCBI's taxonomy places the organism in Eukaryota, Viridiplantae, Streptophyta, Magnoliopsida, Asterales, Asteraceae. The record is from the annotation of a GenBank genome assembly.